Tupaia belangeri chinensis (Chinese tree shrew) is the source of this 378-nucleotide messenger RNA. RefSeq names its product AP-3 complex subunit sigma-1-like. Gene Ontology annotation, biological process: protein transport. The transcript is spliced from 3 exons. Bases 1 to 378 code for a protein of 125 amino acids. The record is from RefSeq and is a predicted model, not a curated record. NCBI's taxonomy places the organism in Eukaryota, Metazoa, Chordata, Mammalia, Scandentia, Tupaiidae.
AUGAUCAAGGAGAUCUUCAUCUUCAACAACCAUAACAAGCCAUGGUUCUCCAAGUUUUACCAGCAAUUCAUAUUUGUGGAAACAUUAGACAAGUGUUUUGAAAACAUCUGUGAACUGGAAUUGAUUUUCCAUGUAGACAAGGGUCACAAUAUUCUUGCAGAAAUGGUGAUGAGGGGAAUGGUAUUAGGCACGAACAUGAAUGAGACUGUUAUACAAACUGAUGCACAAAGUAAACUGGAGAGAUCUGAGGCUGGCUUAGCAGGUGCUCCAGCCUGUGCUGUCUCAGCUGUAAAGAACAGGACUCUUCCUGAGAUCCCAAGAAACAGUAACAUUGGUAACAUCAGUAUAAAAGGGGAAAACUUGCCCUCUUUUACAUAA